AAAGAAGCGAGCUUACACUCCCAGGAAAAAAAGGCCACGAUAGAGCUGAAUUCAAUUAAGCAGAAAUGUUGAACGGCUCAAUUGCUUCUCCAGCUUCCUUAACUUUCCCUCCAAAACCCAAAUUUUCAAUCCAGAAAACUUCCUUUACCGGCGUCGGAAUCCGACAUUUAUGUCCCCAACGGUUGGCUUCUCAGACGACCUCGUCUCGAAAGCCAUCCGCUUCGUCGUCUUCGGUAAUGAUGGCGAAGCUAGAAGAAGAAAUGAAGGAAAUCAGAGCCAAAACGACUGAGGAAAUCAACGAUGAAGUGGUCGAGUUAAAAGGAGAGCUUUUGAUGCUUCGUCUUCAGAAAUCGGUUCGUAAUGAGUUCAAGUCCAGCGAAUUUGGGCGUAUGCGCAAAAGGAUUGCUCGCAUGCUUACCGUUAAACGGGAACGAGAGCUGGAGGAGGGCAUCAACAAGCGAUUGUCGAGAAAGUUGGAUAGGCAAUGGAAGAAAAGCAUUGUUGUUAAGCCACCCCCAUCUUUGAUCAAGUUGAGAGAGCAAGAGGCAGCAGAAGAAGCUGAGAAAUCCUCUGCUUGAAUGAACCACUCUUUUAGAUACUUUUAACAUUUUCAUCGCUUCCACUUUGUAUUUUUAGACCCAUUUUGUGCAUAAGAUCUUAUUGUUUCAAUGUUUUGAUUUCAACCUCAGAUUGUUUAUUACCUCUCAUGUUCUGAUUUUUACUAAGCUUUCAUUUUAUCAAGUGGUAGAAC
Molecule: messenger RNA, 751 nt
Organism: Hibiscus syriacus
Lineage: Eukaryota; Viridiplantae; Streptophyta; Magnoliopsida; Malvales; Malvaceae
Product: 50S ribosomal protein L29, chloroplastic-like
Exons: 2
Coding region: 66-578 (170 amino acids)
Biological process (GO): translation
Cellular component (GO): chloroplast; ribosome
Molecular function (GO): structural constituent of ribosome
Source: RefSeq, a predicted model, not a curated record